UCUCUCUCUCUCUCUCUCUCUCGUGGCGAGCUUCAUUCACCUCGAUGGCUGGGUCGGGAGAGGCAGGCCUGCGGCCGGUGAGGGAGGAGGAACUGGAGGAGGUAAGGGAGAGGCUGGCCCGGCAACUCCCUCACUCCAUUGUUGUGCACGGCGCUGUGUCCCUGGCCAAGCGCUAUGGCCUCCACACCCUGCGUCCUGCCUCCAUCCUAGUGCCGGCCUGCCCUCAGCCUUCCUGCCUCACCGUCAUCACCAACCCGACCUCUAGCGCCAUGCAGACCCUGGUGGUGUUCUGGAAUCCUGAGGAGGACACAGCGAGGGACGUGAUGGACCAGCUCUCGCGGCUCGCUGUCCUAGACUGGAGUCAACCCGUGCACUUCAUAGCAAUCCCCACGGCCUUAUUGGACUCAAUUGAGGCCGUGGGCAGUGUAGGAAGCCAAAGAGUGAGAUACUCCAGGCAAUAUCCCGUGCAUAUCUACACGCUACAGACGGCAAGGACACAGGACGAGGGGUUGCCCCCUGAGUACGUCAUGGCCAGCCUCAAGGGGUCGGAUGCAACUACAGUCUGGACACGGUGGUCAUUGAACGCCUUCGACUCCCUGGCAAGCACCAAACACAUCAUCACCUCCUUCCCUUCCGUCGGCGUUUACAAGCGUGAACCCUCGGAGCCCCAUCAGACCAAACAGUCCACAAACAACCCCGGCUCACUGGAAGAAGGGGCAGAGAGGACGCUGGUGUCGUGGACCCUCUUAUUCAAGCUUGGGUGGAUAGGUCACACUUUCACGCUACCACAACACCGUCGCCGAGGCCUGGCCCGCGCUGCCACCCAGGCCCUGGCACGGCAGCUACAGUUUGAGGGGCUCCUGCCUUACGUGUUGUUAUGGGUCGGUAAUGACAAAUCCAUCAAACUACACGAAGGUCUAGGGUUCCGCCGGCAAUGUGAAGUACACGUUUUGCUGGCAGAGCCUGACCAGUAGGAUAAGAGGAAGGACUUCGCUACAAUAUUCAAGUAGUAAUUAACGGAUAAAUUUGUUAUGGAUACGCACUACUGUAAAUUAACGUUUAACUAAAACGAGUAUAACUAUACAACAGGUGGACUUAUACUAAUUAUAUAACAAUGCCAAGUUUGACAUUGUUGAAUUCUGAGUUUAUAUGUACCUACUUAUAUGCACGUGUGUGUGUGUGUGUGUGUGUGUGUGUGUGUGUGUGUGUGUGUGUGUGUGUGUGUGUGUGUGUGUGUGUGUGUGUGUGUGUGUGUGUGUGUGUGUGUGUGUGUUUACCUAGUUGUAGUUUUACAGGGCCUGGGCUUACCAUAAAUUCCCCCAGGGAGGACUCCCUUUCUGGAUGCCGACUUGAGAGGUGUCAUGAUAACUCCUCGAACCUCCUCCUUAUCAAUUUCUGCAACAUUCACGGUCUCCGUUCUGAUUUUCAUUCUGUGGAACACCAUCUCUCCUCCUCUAAACCUCACCUUCUCUUCCUCACCGAAACACAGGUUUCUGAGGCUACUGACAGCAACCUCUACUCUGUUCCCUCCUACUAUCUCUAUCCUAAAUUUCAAUCCAAAGCUGGAUGUUGCGCCUACGUGCGCAACGACAUCACUUGCUCUCGUGCCCACGACCUUGACUCUUCUGAAUUUUCCACCAUCUGGCUAAGACUUCAUUGUCAUUCUAUUGCUAAAUACAUCUGUGCUGUUUAUCUCUCACCUAACUCUACUAUGUAAAACUCUUUGACUAUUUGAACGCUAAAGUGGAGCGCAUCUUGACCCACUCUCCCUUCGCUGAAAUCUCCAUCUUGGGAGAUUUCAAUGUUCACCACCAGCUUUGGCUUUCAUCCUCUUUCACUGACCAGCCUGGUGAACAAGACUACAACUUUGCUCUCCUCAACGACUUAGAGCAGUUGGUUCAGCACCCUAUUCGUAUUCCCGACCGUCUUGGAGACAGGCCCAACAUUCUAGACCUCUUCCUUACCUCUAAUCCUUCUGCUUACUCUGUCAAACUGUUCUCUCCGUUGGGCUCCUCCGAUCAUAACCUUAUUUCUGUAUCCUGUCCUAUCGCUCCUGUACAUCCUCUGGACCCACCAAGGAGGCGAUGCUUCUGGCAUUUUGCUUCAGCUCGGUGGGACGACCUGAGGAUGUACUUUACCGAUUUCCCGUGGAAUGAUUACUGCUUCCAGGAGAGAGACCCCUCUGUGUGUGCUCUGCGCAUCACAGAGGUGAUUGUCUGUGGAAUGGAGGCAUACAUUCCACGUACUUUCUCUACUCCUCAUGCUAAAAAGCCUUGGUUUAAUCACGCUUGUUCUCGUGCUAUCAAAGAUAGAGAGGCAGCUCACAAGAGGUUCCAGAGCCUUCGAACUCCCACUAACUUUGAUCUAUACAUUUCUGCCCGGAAUCGUGCCAAAUCUAUUCUCCGACUUACCAAAACUUCUUUAUAUAAAUAUGUGGUGCCCCGAGGGCUGCGACACCACUCGUGUCAUCAUCAUCUUCACCGGCAAUAUUUUCCGAUGACAACAGCGGUAUCGACCGCUAAAACACAACACGGACUCCAAGACAUGAUUGUCCCCACACACACUGUUCAUUUACCAACCUAUACACAAUUGCAAUUGCCCAUUAACGCACCCGCUUAUCUCUCUAGGCCAAAACACAAUCAACCGCGGCCAAAACACGAUCAACCGCGGAACAAAAUGUUAUGAAAACAAAGCUGCGUCACCGCGUGACAGCUACACUAGGAUUAAAAUCGACCUUAUUACACAUGUCGGUUAGGUAGAUUAUUGUAUGAGCUCGGUGUGAGUUUGAUGUAUGACUCACACGCCUGACGUAUUACCCUCGCGAUGUCUGUAUGUAUGUCAUGCCUAUAUAAGAAGCAUUUUUUCAGGCUUGACCUCAGAUCAACCAGCACUCUGUUCGUUGCUGGACACUCAGUUGUCCUUCCCUAGACAACAUGGGUAGAACAUUCAUCUUUGCUACUGUGAGUAUGGAGUAAUGUGGUACCAUAGAGGAAAGCGUAUCUAACAUAUCUAUUGUGUUCUAUUAUCUUAGUUUUACUUAGGAUUAUAUUUCUAUGAUACUUUAUUGUGUGAGUUUUUACUCAAUAUUAUACCAGUGUUAACGUCAGUAACCAAUAGUGAAAGAAAACCUGAAGACUCAUUGAGUCUAGUAAGCCAGUCGCUGGUUUAAACAAUAUUUUUACCCUCUGUAAUAUUAAGUAGUAUUAAGGUAGAAUAAAAUACAUAUAAGAAAGGCGACACCGUUUCAUCACCCCAUUUACGAACUCCUUUAAAUACUCCUAAAGUACCAGAAUUUUAAGUCAAGUGUCACUAGUACAAACAGUGUGUCGUCUCCCCUGUGUGACCCGGAUUACGGGUUACAACAUUGGUGUCAGGUGUGGGGUGGUGAAACUUGUGGUGAAACUUGUGGUGAAACUUGUGGUGAAACUUGUGGUAAAACUUGUGGUGAAACUUGCGAUUUAUAUUGGUUUAUAUUGGUAUUGUACUGGUGUAUGUCCACAUCCGAAAGCGAGGGAGAAGACAGUUAUUCUUGGAAUUACGGGAAUAAGACUUUAGAGUUAAAAAUGCCAGACGAAGGCAAGAACCCUCCCCCCACCAAAGGAGAUGGAAAAUCGAUCACCCUUGCCCAUGAUGAUCUUGUCACGCUACUUAGCCGUCAUACCUUGAAUGAUUUAAGUAGAGUGCAGGGACUCUUAUAUUUUUGUGGUGGAGAAGAAAAAAGUAGCAAAGCACCAAACCUCCCAUGCCAUAAGCUAGCAAAGAAAUGGAUAGAGGAUAUUGAUAGCCGGACACAGGCAAAUUGGGACACUACCGGAAAGAUUGAGUUAGCCAAACAAUAUGCCCUGGGAGCAGCGCGCGAUCAUCUCCUCGGUUGUAUCACUAGAUGUGGACAGGAUUGGGAAAAAGUAAAGGAAGACUUCCUACGUGUGUUUCCCACAGUAAGGACCUUUUCGGUCCUCCAGAAAGAAUUGGGAGAGGCAAAACGGCGGACAGGAGAAAACAUCCGCACCUUCCUCAUCCGCCUGGAGACAUUGAGAGACGAGUUGAUCGCUCUCAAGCCUGACAAUGCCAGUUUGCUAACUGAGAUAACCG
Molecule: messenger RNA, 4092 nt
Organism: Eriocheir sinensis (Chinese mitten crab)
Lineage: Eukaryota; Metazoa; Arthropoda; Malacostraca; Decapoda; Varunidae
Product: glycine N-acyltransferase-like protein 3
Exons: 5
Coding region: 45-974 (309 amino acids)
Cellular component (GO): mitochondrion
Molecular function (GO): glycine N-acyltransferase activity
Source: RefSeq, a predicted model, not a curated record